Molecule: messenger RNA, 4681 nt
Organism: Penaeus vannamei (Pacific white shrimp)
Lineage: Eukaryota; Metazoa; Arthropoda; Malacostraca; Decapoda; Penaeidae
Gene: GCS2alpha
Product: glucosidase 2 subunit alpha
Biological process (GO): carbohydrate metabolic process; N-glycan processing
Molecular function (GO): alpha-glucosidase activity; carbohydrate binding
Source: RefSeq, a predicted model, not a curated record
UUCCUCCGCCGUGACGUCACCGCCAAUGAACGCCUUCCAAAUAACAACAUGAUGGCCACGCUAUGCAGGUCCGUGGCAUUGGCUGUUUUACUGACAUUGGUCUCGGCUGUUGACCGAGGCAAUUUCAAAAGUUGCCAGCAAAGUAGUUUUUGCAGACGACAUCGUGCUGUGAAACCCGGAGAAAGUCCAUAUGCACUCCUCACCAACACAGUGACAGUGAAUGAUGCAGGGCUAGUAGGAGAUGUCAUUAAUGAAAACAAUAGAAUUGUUUUUACUUUAGAAAUAUACCCUUUAAAGGAUUCAACUGUGCGUAUUAAAAUAAAUGAAAAAAAUCCUAUCAAGCCCAGGUUUGAGGAUCCGUAUGCCUUAGUAAAGGAUAUUCAUGGAGAAAGUUUUGAGGUCGUUGAUCAAUCUGCUCAAGGAGUGACAGUUAAAUUCGGAUCACAUCGUGCUGUUGUAAAUGCAAAACCUUUGAAGAUUGAUAUCUAUAAUGGUAAUGAUCUUGUAGUGAGCACAAAUGCUCGGGGACUUCUCAAAUUUGAACACUACAGGAAUAAACCCGGAAAUGAGGAACAGCCUGCAGAGGGAGAGGGAGAGCCCAAUGCCCUUCCAGCUGACGAUCAGGAAGAGGACAAAGAUGGAUUGUGGGAGGAGUCCUUCAAGGGCCACACUGACUCCAAGCCUCUGGGGCCGGCCUCAGUGGGCAUGGAUAUAUCCUUUGUCAACUCCAAACAUGUAUAUGGAAUACCAGAGCAUGCGGACUCUUUCUCGUUGAGAGAAACCACGUCAACGGAUCCCUAUCGAUUGUACAACUUAGAUGUUUUUGAAUAUGAAGUAGACAAUCCUAUGGCUCUCUAUGGUUCUGUACCAGUAAUGCUCUCCCAGACUGCACGGCACACUACAGCUGUGUUUUGGCAUAAUUCUGCUGAAACAUGGAUUGAUAUUAAGAAAUUGCCGGACAGCAAUGUUGUGUCUUCCAUCACUGGUUUCUUCUCCAGUGGAGAGACUGACCCUCCACAGGUGUCUACACAUUGGUUCUCGGAAUCUGGCAUCAUUGAUGUGUUUGUCAUGCUGGGACCAAAACCCAUGGAUGUGUUCAGACAGUAUGCCGGUCUUACAGGAUCUCAGAACCUACCACCGCUUUUUAGUCUGGGAUAUCAUCAGUGCCGUUGGAACUACAAUGAUGAAGAGGAUGUACGUCAAGUGCAUGAAAACUUUGACAAACAUGAUCUUCCUUUGGAUGUGAUGUGGUUAGAUAUUGAACACACUGAUGGGAAAAGGUAUUUCACAUGGGACCAUUACAAAUUCCCGAACCCACUGGAAAUGACAGCCAACCUUACUGCAAGAGGACGCAAACUUGUGACCAUUAUUGACGUCCAUUUCAAACGGGACAAUAAUUAUUUCUUUUAUAAAGAAGUCCAUGAUAGAGACCUUUUUGUUCAUACAAAAGAUGGAAAUGAGUUUGAUGGGUGGUGCUGGCCAGGUUCUUCAUCCUACAUUGAUAUGACAAAUCCUGAAGCACGAGAACACUACAGUGACACUUACCGACUUGAUCGCUAUAAGGGUUCCACCUUGGAUACAUUCACAUGGAAUGACAUGAAUGAACCCUCUGUCUUCAGUGGCCCAGAAAUCACGAUGCCCAAAGACAAUUUACAUCCUGGCAUUGGGGUAGAACACAGAGAAGUUCACAAUGCAUAUGGAAUGCUGUUUCAUGAAUCGACUUAUGAAGGCCACUUGAAAAGGUCAGACAGACGCCUGCGACCCUUCCUUCUCACACGCGCCUUCUAUGCUGGAACGCAGAGAAGUGCAGCUGUAUGGACUGGUGACAACACAGCUGAAUGGAGUCACCUGCGCAUAAGUCAGCCCAUGUUGCUGUCGCUUUCUGUUACAGGCAUCACUCAUGUUGGUGCUGAUGUUGGGGGCUUCUUCGGUAAUCCUGAUGCUAACCUGCUUGCUCGAUGGUAUCAGGCAGCAGCUUUCCAGCCCUUCUACAGAGCCCAUGCCCAUCUUGACACCAAACGGCGCGAACCCUGGCUCUUCGAUACGGAAACACUGCGCAUUAUCAGAAAAUCCCUGCGGCAGCGCUAUCAGCAUCUACCUCUGUGGUAUUCACUGUUCUAUGAGAAUGAGUUAACAGGUGCUCCACCAAUGAGGCCUUUGUGGGCAAGUUUCCCAGAAGACGAAGCAACCUUUGGCAUCGAGAGUGAGCAUAUGAUCGGUUCUGCUCUUCUUGUCAAUCCCAUCACGGAGCCGGGAGCCGUCACAGCCAAUGUUUACUUCCCAGCUGGAGUUUGGUACGACAUAGAGGAUUUGAGCAUGCAUCACGGGCCAAGCCACAAAGUUGUGUCUGCACCAAGGGACAAGAUCCCUGUAUUCCAGCGAGGUGGAAGUAUAAUUCCUCGCAAGGAUAGAGUUCGUCGUGCUUCUACCCUCAUGCGUGAAGAUCCCUACACACUUGUCAUAGCCUUGGAUUCUGAUGGGAAAGCACAAGGCACACUGUACAUAGAUGAUGAACACACUUUUGAUUACAGACAGGGCAAAUUCUUGUACUUGGCUUUCUCAUAUGAAGGUGGUGUUUUGACUUCAAAGAAGAUAGAUCCAAAUGGAAGCUAUGAUACUGCAUCCUGGCUAGAACGAGUUAUUGUUAUAGGACUCCACAAGCAGCCUACAAAAGUAUCAGUCAAUAGUGCCACGGUGGGCACCCGGGACUUGGAAAGCACGUUUGAAAGCGGCAGCGCCACGCAGGGAAGCCAGCUAACCAUACGCAAGCCAGGAGUCAGUAUGCGAGAGGAGUUUACCAUUACUAUCCAUUAAUUCAAUUGCUUGUAUGACUGGCUGUCAUUACAGCUGAGAUACAUAGCUUCAUAAGUUUAAUUAGAUAUUUUAUAAACUUCAUGCAGGUUGAUGUUACAGAUGUGAACUGUGUAACAGAAGGAAGAAAAAAAUAGGAUAGAUUAAUGAUGGUAUUUGUUCAACAGUACAAGUCCUAGAUUUUUUUUUUUCUUUUGAUUUUGUCCCUUUUCCCUUUGUCUUUGGUAUUGGUCGAUGGAUUAUCACGAUUUUAUAGGAAGAAGUUCAGGUUCCUACAGGAAUGAGAGAAUUGAAUAUGUUAUUGAAGUUCAGUAAUUUUUCUUAUUCAUAUUAUUGUUAUUUUUUAUUUCUUUGUUUUUUCUAUUUAAUUUAAGGUAUAUUAGAUAUUUUUGUAAUAGUUGAUAAAAUACAUGUGGUGUAAUAUGGUACUCAGAUAUGUUGUCAGUCCGUGUGAACUUUGUAUGUAAUGACACAAUGCAUGAAAGAAGCUUGCACAGUUGAAAGUGGGGGAAGAGUCAGUAAGCAUUUGCCGAGACAGCUAAGGGCAAAACAGUCCAUUCUAAUGCAUUGAGAGUAACCUAUAGAAAGACAAUGAAUAUAAAAUGUUACAAACUCGAGUUCAAGAAUUUAUUGAUACUGAUAUGUGGUUUUGAAAACUCUGAUUUAUGAGAGAAAUAUUUGUAAAGAAAAAAUGAAUAAUUAUGUAAGUCUGGAAACUGGUCAAUACUCAGCCUUUGUGGGCUCUUUUUUUAAUUCAAAUGAUGCCGGUAAGGAUAGCCAGUGACGUGUCCUAUAUGAUUGAUUUUUAUGAAAGUGCAUUUUGACUUUUGUGAUAUUAACAGCAUGACUGGUUAAGCCAUUUACCUUCAUUUCUUUGCAUCUAAGGUAUGGUUGGAGGUAACCAUGAACAUUGUUAGAACCACGUUUUACCAAGAUGGUCCAUUGAGACUAGUACCCUGGGAAAUUCAGUGGUUCUCUUGGUCAUCCAUCAUGGGUAUUUUUGAUGAAUGUGUUACACAAUGAACCAAAAUUCCACCUUAUUUUUUACAAACAAGGUUUCAAUUCCCGGUGUUGGCAGUUGCAUUUCCAGUCGAUAUUUUGAUCAGAGUGACCAGUAGAUACACCCCUGUCUGUUAUCUUUGUGUGAUUUUGUAAGAUGUGCAAGCUAUUUAUUAUUUAUAUGUUUCCACCCUCUUCUAAAGAGUGCAGUAUAAGGGCAGAUGGCAAUAUUUGAAUAGGUUCGGCAUGAGGAUAAAGUACAGUAAGAAAUAAUAUUAGUGGAAUUGGCUGAAUUGAUAUGAACCAUUCAAAUUCCUUUCAAAUAAUGGUAGACCAUAAAUCCAUGAAUUUUGAUAACAGUUGUAACAAUAAAUCUUUUAACUCCAGUGCUUGAGGGUAGUUAUAUCCAUUGUACAAAAUAGAUAAGUUUAAAGUUGGAAGCACUUACUGUGAUAGCUAUAAUUUAUUUAUCAACCAUGUAUUAAAUAACAUAGAGGGCUAUGAUACAUCAUUAAAACCCUCUAGAGCAAGUGAUAGGCUAUGUACAUCAGAGCCUUUUAGAAGUAGUGUCAGUAUAUAUUUAUUUCCAAUCAUGAAGAGUGAAUAGUAUAUCAGAACACAUGGAAGUGUAUGUUGUCAUGUCAGCCGUAAGAAUUAUGCAAUUGGCAAUUAUUUUUCACAGUGGUUUUUAUAUCUGCAAGUUUUCUUAGAACUACAUCACGUACAUCACAAAAGAAUUACUGGAGGUUUAUUAAAUAGUUAUGAUACAUUUUAAUAUGAUCAUACAUGUUCUGUACCCUGUUUGGCCACAUGUCCCACAUUCCAAAUGUGUGUGUGAGUGCACAAUGUAUAAAUAAAGAAAAUUUUGUUA